Molecule: messenger RNA, 1294 nt
Organism: Anoplopoma fimbria (sablefish)
Lineage: Eukaryota; Metazoa; Chordata; Actinopteri; Perciformes; Anoplopomatidae
Gene: rbis
Product: ribosomal biogenesis factor
Exons: 4
Coding region: 88-384 (98 amino acids)
Biological process (GO): ribosome biogenesis
Cellular component (GO): nucleolus
Source: RefSeq, a predicted model, not a curated record
GCAGAUGACGUCACAGGAAAAGGACGUCCGCACCAGAGAACACGUGAGGAAAUCAACACAAACGAGCAGCUCCUGCAAGACGGUAACAUGGGGAAGAACAAACAAAAGGGGAAGAAGCAAAAGAACGUCUUUAAAGUGGGAAACAGGCCUUUGAAGCACAAGAACAAAACGAAACCCGUCAAGACAACGCUCAAACACAUCAAUGCAGUGAAGAAUGAGAAAGUGGAGAACCUCAAUCAAAUCUUCACAGAAGUCCAGAGGGACGUUACGAGUAUUUCCAAGUCUGUUGCUCCCGAACCUAAGAAACAAACAAAGGUCAUCAGAGAGCCACCAAAGGAAUCUGUAAACGUGGACAAUGCUGCUCAACUCUUCUCUCAGCUAUAAUGGAUAUCAUAAAGUUAGAGGACAAACCCAGUGAUCACCUGUUUGAACUGUACGUCCCUCUGUGUUAGAUAUAUGAAAUAACAAAGUCAGUUUACAGUCCUCAUUUUUGACAUAUUGUGUCAUGACAUUUCAUGUCAAAAUGAGGACUGCAGAUGAGCUGAAAAUGAAAAGAGCUUACGGUCAUCGCAUAAUAAGAAAACCUUUUGUGUUUGUAAUUUAAGCAUUCUGUAAAUUCAGUGUAAAGAAAUGUAAUCAAUUGACAGACUUGUGCUUUGUAUCAUUUCUGAUGUUUCAGGAAUAAAGGAGAUUGUUUAUUGCUAUUAAUGCAUAUUAUUUUUUGUAGACAUGUUUGCUUUCUCUGGGCUGCAACUAAUGAUUAUUUUCCUUAUAGAUUAAUCUGGUGAUUAUGACCUUGAUUAUUUGAUGAUGGUGAAAAAUGCCCAUUGUUAUUAAAAUCCAACACUCCAAAAGAAAACACUAAUCUGUUAAAUAUCAUAUAUAAUAAAAAACAUCAGCAAAACUCAACAUUUGAGGCAUUUUUUGCUUUACAAAUGGCUGAAAUUAUUAAUCCAUUAACAAAAUAAUUUGAUUUAUUUCCUGUCGAUUGAUCGGCUGAUCGUUUUAUCUCUUCUUUCUUAUCCUUAGAUUUGAUAUGGGUGCCUUGUGUUUCAUCCUCUUGAAUGUGGAUGCAAUUAAUUUCCUUUUCUUUUUUGCAAAGGCAGUUCAAUGCUUCACACCUUUUAUUUUCACGCUUUUCAUGCUCCGGAUUUACUGUAAAUCAAGUCACUAAGGAGAUUAUUGUGACUUCUUUUUGUAAAGAUGAAAGUUUGUGCCUCAAAGAGUUUUGUCCUCAUGGAAAUCAUUAAAACUUUAUGUAGAAGUUUACAAAACCAGAACUUGAAUGAGAUAU